Chrysochloris asiatica (Cape golden mole) is the source of this 1968-nucleotide messenger RNA. RefSeq names its product beta-galactosidase-1-like protein 2-like. Bases 1 to 1968 code for a protein of 655 amino acids. Gene Ontology annotation, cellular component: vacuole. Lineage: Eukaryota; Metazoa; Chordata; Mammalia; Afrosoricida; Chrysochloridae. The record is from RefSeq and is a predicted model, not a curated record. Gene Ontology annotation, molecular function: beta-galactosidase activity. The transcript has 20 exons. Gene Ontology annotation, biological process: carbohydrate metabolic process.
AUGUGGGCCUUCCUGGUGAGACCUGAGUGCAUCCUGUGCCUUUCUUCAGCCUUGUCAGUGAUGGCUCAGCUCAGAGACAACCUCCCGCCUAGGAUUAAUCAAACUCACCUGACCCCCUCAAAUUUGAAGAAACGCACUGGGGGACUGAAAAUUAAUGGUUCAAACUUCACGCUAGAGGGCUUUCCAUUCCUGAUUGUAGCAGGCACUAUACACUACUUCCGGGUGCCCAGGGAGUACUGGAAGGACCGCCUGCUGAAAUUGAAGGCUGGUGGCUUCAACACCGUCACCACGCAUGUUCCCUGGAAUCUUCAUGAGCCAAUGAAAGGACAAUUUUAUUUCACUAGAAACUUGGAUAUAAGAAUCUUUAUAACCACAGCUUCACAGGUGGGGCUGUGGGUUAUUCUGUGUCCAGGCCCUUACAUCGGUGGAGACCUAGACCUUGGAGGCUUGCCCAGCUGGUUGCUCCGGAAUUCAAGAAUGAAGCUGAGAACAACUUACAGGGGCUUCACUAAAGCAGUAAAUCUCUAUUUUAAUAAACUGAUUCCCAAGAUCGCAUCCCUACAGUACCACAAAGGAGGCCCCAUCAUUGCUGUGCAGUUGGAGAAUGAAUAUGGUUCAUAUUAUAAGGAUAAGAGAUACAUGCAAUAUAUUAAAAAGGCCCUGGUGAAAAGAAAUAUCAAGGUGCUGCUUUUAACUGCUGACAAUGGGCAAGAAGUAACAAAAGGCCACUUACAAAAUGUGCUUGCCACUCUUCAUAUGAAGGAUAUCUACAAAGAAACGUAUCAAAAGCUGUUUUUGUUUCAGGGUCUUAGUCCUAUAUUGAUGACAGUAUAUACAGCACAGUCUUUUGACACGUGGGGCCAUAUCCGCAAUACUCUUGAUAUGCAUGUGUUAUUGAAAGAUGUGCGAGAAAUGUUCACGCUUAGGUACUCCCUCAACUUCUAUAUGUUCCAUGGUGGCACGAACUUUGGCUUCAUGGGUGGAGCUAUGUUUGCAAACAAAUAUGACCCCAUGGUCACCAGCUAUGACUAUGGGGCACUGCUGACAGAAGCUGGAGACUACACACCUGAGUACCUCACAUUUCAAGAAUAUUUUAGCUCUGUUUUAGUGGUUCCUGCACACCCCCAACUAGAAUAUGAACCUAAGGCUGCAUAUAAAUCAGUGAUACCAUCACACUACUUGCCACUGUGGGAUAUCCUGCCCUACCUGGAGAAGCCAACCCAGUCUGUCAAGCCAAUCUGCAUGGAAGAGAUGCCUGUGAACCACGGUAGUGGACAGUCUGUAGGGUACAUACUUUAUGAGAUUCCCAUCUCCACUGGAGGAAUCCUCACAUCAAGGGAUAGUGUUCAAGAUCGGGCUCAGGUGUUUUUGAAUGAAAAGUACAUAGGAGUCCUAGAUCAUUCCAUUAAUCAACUGACCAUUCCUUCACAAAUCAGCUAUAGGAACUACUGGACUCUAAGUAUCCUGGUGGAGAAUCAAGGCCGGAUCACCAAUGGGCAGAAUAUCAAUAAAGAAAGAAAAGGUUUAACUGGGAACAUCUAUCUUAAUAAUUCCCCACUAAGAGGAUUUAAGAUCUUCAGCCUGGAGAUGAAGCCUAAAUUCAUACAAAGGGAAAUUCCUAACAUAUGGAAACCAGUCCCAACUCAAGCUUUGGGCCCUGCCUUCUUCCUUGGUUUCCUGAGAAUCGGUCACACUCCCAGAGACACCUUCAUAAAACUGGAGGGCUGGACAAAAGGAGUAAUUUUCAUCAAUGGACAAAACCUAGGACGCUACUGGAAGUUAGGUCCCCAGGAAACUUUUUAUCUUCCUGGACCUUGGCUUCAUCCAGGAAAAAACGAGAUCAUCGUGUUUGAGGAAUCAAAAGCUGGCCCUAACAUCAAGUUCACAGACAUAUCUCAACUAGGUUUCUAUGUUCUCAUGGAGAUUGCAGAGGAAGAGGGAGACUCGGUCAUGAUGUUUCUGGGAUGA